Molecule: messenger RNA, 2297 nt
Organism: Drosophila ficusphila
Lineage: Eukaryota; Metazoa; Arthropoda; Insecta; Diptera; Drosophilidae
Gene: Nadk1b
Product: NAD kinase
Exons: 4
Coding region: 492-1952 (486 amino acids)
Biological process (GO): NAD+ metabolic process; NADP+ biosynthetic process
Molecular function (GO): NAD+ kinase activity
Source: RefSeq, a predicted model, not a curated record
GCUCAGUUGCCUCUCGCACACGCGAUCGCCCGGUUGACAAAUUCGGAGCCCUCCGGCGUUUUAUUGCCUCCAAUUUUCCGGUCAGCUGUGCCUGCUAAUCAUGUGGAAGCUCGUUAGAAAAUUGUCUCUUUUAUGACAAAAAGUUCAAGUCAAUCAAAAGAGCCAUUUUCCUUACGCACGUCAUCGGGUUAAUGCAUUUCUAAUUACCAGUUUGUACGCCUCGCGCUCGUAAAACACUUUCUCUUUUACGCUGUCACAUUUUUUGUCCCAUAUUUGGUUGGCUUAUCGAUAAAAAGUGCGUGGGCGUGUUAUUUUUAAAGACGAAAAUUUGUUGUGAAAACAAAACUAACCUUGGUCCCUUUUGUGUUGGCCGAAAAAAUGCGGUCUGACGACAUUCCAAAAAUCAAAGUGUACAAAACUGCAGUACAAAGUUAAAUUUUCGACUUGUUUGUCAGUGGUAUUGGAGCCAAAAAAGUGAAGUUGCAUGCAAAAUGACUUGCCUCUCGGACAUUGAUUUGGCCACCUUGCACGAGAAUCGCUUGGAGCAGCGAUGGCACUACGGACUGCCAAAUUCCGAUCAUAUGUAUCACCACCAUGACGGAUUUAGUCCCAUGACCCGCAAAUGUCUGGAGAGGAAUCUGCAGAGGAAGGCGCGAUCGGAGUCAAACGGAAAAUGUGUGGAACGAGGACGGGCCAGAGAUUGUAACUCAAGUGGCAGUGGAUCGGCGUCAGGUGGGAAACGCAGACGCUCCGGCACCUGGCCGCGCACUCGCAGUUUAAAUGCCCCUUCGCCUGUCCAGCAAUUCGGACCAUGUGGACGCAUCAUGAAAAACUCAGCCAUGGUGAUGCAGAUCCAAGAUCCGGCUAGUCAGCGUCUCACCUGGUACAAGCCACCUCUCACUGUUCUGGUGAUCAAAAAAGUAAGCGAUGCCUCGGUCCUGGCGCCCUUUGUCCAACUGGUGGACUGGCUGCUGCAGGAGAAGUGCAUGGUGGUUUGGGUGGAGUCAGCGGUGCUGGAGGACUCGCUGCUCAACGAAAAUGUGCGAUUCAAGGCAAUACGGGAUAAGCUGGUGACUUUCAAAGAUGGCCGUGAUGACUUGACGGAUCGCAUUGACUUUAUAGUCUGUCUUGGUGGCGAUGGCACACUUCUAUAUGCCUCCCUGCUCUUCCAGCUAUCGGUGCCGCCCGUCAUGGCUUUUCAUUUGGGUUCCCUCGGCUUCCUCACACCCUUCCGCUUCGACAACUUCCAGGAGCAGCUCACCAGUGUCCUUGAGGGGCACGCUGCUCUAACCCUGCGCAGUCGUUUGCGUUGUGUGAUGCAUCGCAGGAGCGAUAGAAAACAAGAGGCCAAAACACAAGAGAUAGAUCCGGAUGGAGAUGCACGACCUGCGGCCAAUAGCAUCCUCGUGCUCAACGAAGUGGUCAUUGAUCGGGGUCCUUCGCCGUAUCUCAGCAAUAUUGAUUUGUUCCUGGACGGCAAGUACAUCACGUCGGUGCAGGGUGAUGGUCUCAUUGUAUCAACACCCACGGGAAGCACUGCUUAUGCGGCAGCAGCCGGUGCCUCCAUGAUCCAUCCCUCCGUGCCGGCCAUUAUGGUGACUCCGAUUUGCCCGCAUUCGCUGAGCUUCCGACCCAUUGUUGUGCCAGCUGGAGUGGAACUGAAGAUCUCGGUUUCACCAGAGAGCCGCAACACCUCGUGGGUCAGCUUCGAUGGACGCAAUCGACAGGAGCUCUUCCAUGGCGACAGCCUCCGCGUGACCACCUCUAUUUAUCCCGUGCCCUGCAUCUGUGCCCAGGAUCAGAUUUCCGACUGGUUUGCCUCCCUCGCCGACGGACUGCACUGGAAUGUGCGAAAGCGACAGAAGUGCCUCGACGAGCUGUCGGAUCUCACAGCAUCCGGAUCGGAGGACAUGCUGGACGAGAUUGAGAAUAUGAAAUUGUAUGAUGUUUAGUGCGUAAGUCCCCGUUGCUAAAUGUAGUCGUAGGUUAGGCCCUUUAGCAGUAGUCUUAGUCCUUGGCCCUUACGAAGUCUUUUUAUUUAGUGUGUAAUUUUUAGUAUUUUCCAAGUAUCUUUUCGAACAAAUUGAUUAAGCACAUUUCGCCAAAAGUUAUAGAAACUUACUAUAGUUUUUAUUUUGUAAAAUGCUCUUACAAAGGGUAUAAACUGUUAAGCAAAUGAAAUAUUGUAAAGUUCCGCUGUUAGUAAAAUGCAAUACAUUUUGUCAAAAGCAAUUCUAUGCGAACAAGUAUCCGUAUGUAAACCUAUUUUAAUAUAUUAAAAAAAUUGUUAAAAACGA